Messenger RNA from Lodderomyces beijingensis, 2235 nucleotides. The record is from the annotation of a GenBank genome assembly. Lineage: Eukaryota; Fungi; Ascomycota; Pichiomycetes; Serinales; Debaryomycetaceae.
AUGAUGUUUCGACUGGCAAACAUCAACCUAAGCAGUCCGCUAACAGAGUCCCCCAGCUAUAUACGAGCACAACCACAGCCCAUCACCACUAGCACCACCAUGAUAUCGCUAUCGUCCACCACAAUCCUGCUUGCCACGCAAUCAGUAACAACGAGGAGCUUUGUAGACGACGAAGUAAACCUGGUUUUGGUCAAUAGUGACCCCCUGGAGUGCAACGAGAAUUUUUCAAUCUUCAUCAAGUGCAUCAUCGAUAACGUGUAUGUCGACACCAAGACGACCCCGACGUACCAAGAGCUUUCCUUGUAUGCGCUCAAAUUGCUCAUGCUGAAUUUAUUUGUGAAAAAUUACAAAUUCUGCGUGGGGAAGAUGUUGGCGUUCUUGGAGACGUUUACCGCGAUUACCGAGCAGCGACUACUAUACGGAGGGGGAGAACAACAGGAGGAUUUGGAAGAAGAACACGACGAGGAAGAAGCAGGAGCAGGCGGCAUGGGGAUUGUUGAUGAGAGGGUGAAAUACGAGAGUGAGUGCCUCAAGGAGUUCUUGUGCAUUGUUUUGCUCUUAUUGCUCAAGCUCAAGAACAGCACGAAUGAAAAUGACGUGGGGGAUGAUGAGAGUCUACUGAGUUGUUCUUCGUCGACGAACGAAGCGUUGGAUUUGAUCAACAUUGAAGAGUUGUUUGGCCACUUGCAAAGAUCGAAAUUUCUAUUGGUGAUGUGUCAGUUUAUCACGACCCAGAUCCGCGCUGUUCACAUGAACCAAUCGAGUUUUGUCAUUCUCAAAUUCGGGUGCGACUUGGUGUUUGAAUACUUGUACUAUUCCGAGAUAUUGUCUAGUCAGGAGAUUUCAGACCUCAGCAGCAAGGAUAACAAGAUGAUCCCGACGCUAAUCAAGUACUUGUUGACAUCUGAAGAUUUCCACAACUACGAGUUGGAUAAUGACGACGAGUUCCAUGACGAGAGUCGGCUUGUGGCAUAUGAAGAAUUGAAGCUUCUUUUACUUAUAAACGAGCAGUUUUUAAUGACUUCGUAUACAGAACACGAGGCUUCCAACCGUGUGUUUGAUGAGUUGAUCCAUAACAACCAGGAUUAUGACGAGCAUUCAAACAUGAAUAACAUUGUCGGGUUGAUCAAUUUAUUGAUAUAUCAUUUGAAUCGAGAAGAGUCACAAAUUAUCAAGUUGCUAAUUUUGAAAUUCUUGUACUUGGUGUUUACCACCCCCUUCACUGCCAAAUUGAUAUAUCGCAACGAUUUGAAAAUCUUGAUUGAUAUCUUUAUCAGAGAGCUAAACAAUCUCGAGCACAAGGACGCCAUACUCAUCAUCACCUACUUGCGAGUGUUGUACCCGAUACUUGAGUUUUCCGAGUUGAAGGAAUGUGGAGCUUACAAGUCGAAGGAGAUUUUAGAUGUGCUAAGUCACACCAUUACAAAUUCUGAAUCUCGAGACGGCCAGCAACCAACCAACCUGCCACAACCCGAUGAGAAUGCAGUGGCGAGACAAUUGGCUUCCAAGUGCAUGAAAGUUCGCUGGCUACGCAAAUCUGGCUCAAACUCUAGCACUGGAUCAGGAUCAGGAUCAGGAUCUGGAUCCAGAUACGGUAACGGUAACAGAAACGGACAGAAAGAACACACCUCAUCACCAUCAUCAUCAUUACCACCAUCACAGGAAUCAUCACCCGAGAAAACGGGCUCGCGCGAAGGACUAACCAGCGCAACGAAACCUCCCCCCUUUGCACGCGUAGCCUCGAUGCGCUCCUCGUCGCGAUCAGACUACCACAAACACACCACGGCUCAUAAUACCCUCGAGCGGAAAAACAGCGAAAAGUUGAAAAAGCGCAUCACCACCACCACCACCACCACCACCAAAAAUGAACCCGCUGCGAGAUCAAUGUUUGAAGAAAACAACAACAAUGUAUUCCUCGCUCAGUUCUCAACCCAUAUGUCGUUGCAAGAUACGCAAGACUCCGUAUCUUUGCAACAUCUGCUGGAUGGCGAUGGCGAUGGCGACGGCGACGGCGAGGAUAGCAACAUCUUGGACUUACCGAACGAGUACUUGAAUUCCAAGCCGCUCCCGCAGAUCCCCGUGUCGCGCAAGUCGCGACUGCAGUUUUACCAGCAUGGCAACGCUUCGAAUGCGUCGAGCUCGUGCUCGAUAAAUUCGGACUCGUCGAUUCGGCGCAAGGCCAUGAAGAAGAAAGCGCCUCCGCCGCCGCCGCCUCCGCCUCGGCGUCAUCGAUGA